AUUGUAUCAUGUCAGGAGUGCAUGAACAUGCCAUAUGCCAAGUCAGCAGAGUAUGACAUGCAUGUGACAUAAUGACAUUCAUUGCAUUGUCAAUUAACAUCACUUGUAAAUCACAUGUAAUUAGUACAUACGAUAAACAUGGCAGAAUUAGAACCAGGUCCUCUGCAUCUUGCUUGUAAGAAUGGUCACUAUCAGACUGUGGAAACUCUCCUGAACCAUGGAUACAAUGUGAAUGGAACAGAUGAUGAUGGAUUCACCCCUCUCAUGUUGGCAUGCGAAUAUGGCCACACUGACAUUGCGAUACUGCUGCUGAGUAGAGGAGCACAAGUAAACAUGCAAGAUAAUCAUGGGUGGUCUGCUCUGAUGAUAGCAAGUCACAAUGGGCAUAGCGAUGUCGUUAAAGUAUUGAUAGAAAAAGGAGCACAAGUGAACAUGCAAACGAAUGAUGGGCGGUCUGCUCUGAUGAUAGCAAGUCAACAUGGACAUAGCGAUGUCGUCAAAGUAUUGAUAGAAAAAGGAGCACAAGUAAACAUGCAAGAUAAUGAUGGGCGGUCUGCUCUGAUGAUAGCAAGUCAAUAUGGGCAUAGCGAUGUCGUUAAGGUAUUGAUAGAAAAAGGAGCACAAGUGAACAUGCAAGAUAAUGAUGGGCGGUCUGCUCUGAUGAUAGCAAGUCAAUAUGGGCAUAGCGAUGUCGUUAAGGUAUUGAUAGAAAAAGGAGCAGAAGUGAACAUGCAACAUAAUAAUGGAUGGUCUGCUCUGAUGAUAGCAAGUCAAACUGGACAUAGCGAUGUCGUUAAAAUAUUGAUAGAAAAAGGAGCACAAGUGAACAUGCAAACGAAUGAUGGGCGGUCUGCUCUGAUGAUAGCAAGUCAAUAUGGGCAUAGCGAUGUCGUUAAGGUAUUGAUAGAAAAAGGAGCAGAAGUGAAUAUGCAACAUAAUAAUGGAUGGUCUGCUCUGAUGAUAGCAAGUCAAACUGGACAUAGCGAUGUCGUUAAAAUAUUGAUAGAAAAAGGAGCACAAGUGAACAUGCAAACGAAUGAUGGGCGGUCUGCUCUGAUGCUAGCGUGUUAUAAUGGACAUAGCGAUGUCGUUAAGGUAUUGAUAGAAAAAGGAGCAGAAGUGAACAUGCAACAUAAUAAUGGAUGGUCUGCUCUGAUGAUAGCAAGUCAAAAUGGACAUAGCGAUGUCGUUAAAGUAUUGAUAGAAAAAGGAGCACAAGUAAACAUGCAAAAUAAUAAUGGGUUCUCUGCUCUGAUGAUAGCAAGUCAAAAUGGACAUAGCGAUGUCGUCAAGGUAUUCAUAGAAAAAGGAGCACAAGUAAACAUGCAAGAUAAUGAUGGAUGGUCUGCUCUGAUGCUAGCGUGUUAUAAUGGGAGAAAGGAAGUAGCUCAGAUACUGCUUGACCAUCACGCUGAUAAAAAUAUUCGAGAUAGAAAUGGUAAAAAUGCUCUUAGUUUGGCAAGUGAAGCAGGGUGCACUGAAAUGGUUGAGUUGUUACUACCCUACGAGCACAGAGACACUACCUCAAGCAGUACAUCCACAGAAGAACCUCCAGCGAAGCGGGUAAAGAUUAAAAAAGGAGAAGACGAUAUUUCACUGUCUAAAGAGGUAGAAGCAGUCACUAACACGGAUGCACUUCCCACACAAGAUGUGCAGAUAACUGCAUCUCCAUCCAAACAAGUCAACAAUCACAUUAAACUAAAGUCUCCCGAGCUGUCUCUGAAGGUGUUGUCUAUGGAACUGAAGACGGUGACUGACCCGAUACAACUGGGCGUCUGCCUGGGAGUGAAACAGCAUCACCUGGAGAAAAUAAGGAAAAACAACCCUCAAGACAUAAGACAGCAACAGUUCGACCUUUUCUCGUUUAUUGCCAAGAACUACAUGGUGCUGGGGAUCACAUGGGAGAGGAUUGCUGACGCUCUGGAGGAGUUGGUGGGCAUGGGAGAUUUGGCACAGGAUGUCAGGAGCAAGUAUAACAUUGUCAAACCUCAAACAGUUACUGAAGGACUACCCGCCAAUCGAGUCACUCUCCAAGAACUAGUGAGGAGACACAGUCUGACUGACGAGCAACUCAACAGUGAAAUAGUGGGGUCUGAUAUUCCCUACGUGGCCAAAUAUUUUGAUGGGGUGAUAAUCUAUUCGAGUGCAAUGGGACUGACUCCUUCUGAACUAGCCGAUGUGAAGGAUUUGUCCUAUAGGAAAGGAAUUCAAGUAGCCAUGACUGAAUGCUUGAUUCUCUGGAAAAGACACGAUCCUGUUACAGCAACUCACAAAGCUCUACUGGAGCUGUUACUGAAAUUAAGAAAAGAGGAAAUAGCUGAUCAAAUCUGUCAGCACUUGACUAAAUUAGCUAACAAGGAGCGUAUAUCGGAAGGCUUGUUCAUUUUCAGAAAUAAGCCCAUUGGAAGUGGUGCAUUUGGUACAGUAUUCAGAGGUGAACUGGAUGGUGGUUGUUGUGCAGUUAAGGUCCUUCGCUUAGUUGCUGAUGAAAUUCAAUUACAGUUGCCAACAGCAAGUCUUGCCUCAACAGAUUCUGUUGAGAGGUUUCGUAAAGAAUGUGAAUUCUUUGAGUCAUUUCAACACCCCAACAUUGUCCGUCACCUAGCAACUAAGGAAUAUCCCAAGACGAACCACCUCGUCCUUGCUCUAGAACUGAUGGACUGCAACCUGCGACAAUACUUCAUUCCUCAGGCUGACAAAGAACCCAUCAAGCUCUCACUAGCUAUCCAGACCAGCCUCUGUCAUGACAUAGCCUCGGCACUCGAGUACAUCCACUCACGAGGGGUGGUACACAGGGACCUCUGUGGAGAGAACAUUCUGCUGUCCUGUGGAGGGGAAACCCCCGUUGCUAAAGUGUGCGAUUUCGGAAUGUCUAAAAUCACCAAGAAUGAUACUCAAAGUGUAUCACUGCAAGCAUUCGCUCACAAAGGAUACAUGCCACCAGAAGCUACUGACAUGGAGUCAUCAUCCUAUAACUCGAAAUUUGACAUCUUCUCAUUUGGUGCUCUAAUGGUUCAAAUUGUUCGCCAUCUUCCCACCAUUAAAGACGGAAAAUAUCGUAAAUAUGAAUUGAAACUGAUCGAAGAUGCUCACCCCAUCAAGGAACUUAUAAUAGAUUGUUUAAAUGAGAACAGAGACGAUCGACCAUUAGCUGCUCAGCUAAAGAGGAGACUGGUAUAGUGUUAUGACUGUCAUUGUGUCUAUGGACUAAUGAUUAUUUUAGUCAUGCUAUUUAUUUUUACGAUGAAUAUUCUACUUUUCGUUGA
Messenger RNA from Halichondria panicea, 3266 nucleotides. Its product is annotated as ankyrin repeat domain-containing protein 50-like. The transcript has 6 exons. Gene Ontology annotation, cellular component: nucleus. Gene Ontology annotation, molecular function: protein kinase activity; protein binding; ATP binding. NCBI's taxonomy places the organism in Eukaryota, Metazoa, Porifera, Demospongiae, Suberitida, Halichondriidae. The record is from RefSeq and is a predicted model, not a curated record. Gene Ontology annotation, biological process: signal transduction; positive regulation of transcription by RNA polymerase II; protein phosphorylation. The coding region runs from base 139 to 3180 and encodes 1013 amino acids.